AUGGCUGUGGUUUCUGCAGGCCAGGCGGAAGUCAUACUGCAUAACAUCACAGAGCUGCCUUACCCAUCCACCCCCUUUGUGGUGGGUAGAGCCAGUGGGGACUGGGGAGGGGGCUGCUGCUCCUGUCCUCCCUCCAGGAUAGUACAGUCCUUGGUGGAGGACGACUGCCAACCACACACGCAGCCCACUGCCAUCCUAUGAAUGAGCCCUCGAUUUGGGGCAUGAAUAAAGGGGUGGAUUAUGGAGGUUUUGAGGGUUAGGGUUUUUUAUACUGGGGCUGGCAGGAGGAGGAGUAGGAGAGUGGGGCCUGUUUAAAGCUGUGGUGCACAAACAUGAUGACAUGAUCCGCCUCAUCACGUGCAUCCUCAGUUAUCCUCUUAGUGCCGAAAGAAGGAAGUGGCCAAAAUGCCAGAAUGGGCGAAAGCUUAUCAGCGGGAACUAGGGUUACGUGGACUGAUUUUGUGUGCUUGCCUGCCUUGUGUGUGUGUGCAGACCCAUAGAGUGUGACCAUAGUCUGUUCCGUUCUGUCCUUUAGGUGGUGAGGAAGAUGAUGUGGUUGAUGGACCAUGUGUUCAAGUACACCAACUUUGGCCUGGUGUCUCUAAUCCACGGCGACUUCUUCAUCAGACAGGUGAGACAGACAGACUCUCAGAGACCUCUAUCCAUUUAUCUGGCUUUUGCUCUGCCAUCACCAGAUGGCUGAUAACUACCUAACUGCUCUUGUGAUAAGAUAUAGUUUUAUGUGGUCUGGCUGGUCUAGAGGAAGGCGAAUGCCGCAGCAUCCAGUACACACAUCUACAGUGUCUGCAUAGGUUUGAAUCUGGCCUACUGCCCUUUAAGCCAACCUCUAUCCACCGUUCCACACUGUCAUUGUCUCGAUCUGUUCAAUAAAAUCAGAAAAUGCCUUAACAUUUAUUUUUAUAUUUUCACCAAUUUUUAUAUUUGUCCCAUAGGGUAGCAUUUUAUUACCUACCACACACACAUUGACUUUAUUACCUACCUACCUACACACACACACACACACACACACACACACACACUCAUUACCCAUGCACUCCAACUGAGCAGUAUAUCAGCGCAGAAGGCAGGAAACUGUUACAGCCUCCUCUUCUAACAGGGACACAGCCAGGCAGGAAACUGUUACAGCCUCCACCUCUAACAGGGAACAGCCAGGCAGGAAACUGUUACAGCCUCCUCUUCUAACAGGGACACAGCCAGGCAGGAAACUGUUACAGCCUCCUCUUCUAACAGGGAACAGCCAGGCAGGAAACUGUUACAGCCUCCUCUUCUAACAGGGACACAGCCAGGCAGGAAACUGUUACAGCCUCCACCUCUAACAGGGAACAGCCAGGCAGGAAACUGUUACAGCCUCCACCUCUAACAGGGAACAGCCAGGCAGGAAACUGUUACAGCCUCCACCUCUAACAGGGAACAGCCAGGCAGGAAACUGUUACAGCCUCCACCUCUAACAGGGAACAGCCAGGCAGGAAACUGUUACAGCCUCCUCUUCUAACAGGGACACAGCCAGGCAGGAAACGGCUACAGCCUCCCCUUCUAACAGGGAACAGCCAGGCAUGCCCAGCGGACAGUAGAGCAGUGUUAUGGUACAGUAGUCUAGCCCCCUGGCCUGCAGUGUGGGAGCAGCUGGAAGACAACAGAACAGAGAACAGUGUUCUGCCUGGGUGACGGACCAACAGACUGAGAGAGAAGACAGAGAGGCAGGCAGACAGACGGACAGUAGUGAUGGGGGAAGAAAUGGAUAGUUGCAUAUUCGCAAUAUUAUUUUGGACGAUAUUAUAUCGAUACUUUGACCUCCAAGUAUUGAUUUGUAAAAAAUAACAAUACAUGAAAUGCGCCAAAACUCUGGUAUUUUUCAACCUACAGCUUGUUCUCCAUCUUUUUUUCAACAUGUUUUCAACACUUUUAUUUCCAUGACUGAUCAAAACUAAUUUUAUCAUGCUCUCUGUUGUCUCUCUGCAGCAGACAUAUAGUGAGCAAUAUGUUUGGAACAUCAAAUCGCAAUAGAAACGUGAGAAUCAAGUAUUGUGAUAUCGUAUCAUGAGGUCCCUGGCAGUUCCCAGCCUUAACAGACUGGGAGGGAGAGACAGACAGACGGACAGGGAGAGAUGGACACAGACUGAGACGGACAGACAGGACUGGUGCUGUAGAGAGCGCUGAUUCAGUUACAGUGCCAGUUGCCUGCUGGCCCAGCAGCUCCAAUCUCCUCUGGCCUUCCUGUUCCCUGGCUCGCAUUCCUCCCAUCGUGUGUUCCCCCCCCCCCCCCCCCGAAUACCUCACACACUGAACAUCUGCACUGUUGGCACCACACUCUUUCUUUACUUAGGCUGGACUGACCGGACUGGCAUGCAUCGCACGCACACAAGUAUGAAAAGAGAUGCUGACACAGAAAAUUGCAUAACAUACAUAACACGACACUAGACAGUAUGAUGCAGAGACAUAUAAUUAGAUCUUAUCGAAAUAUAUGUCUCUGGUAUGAUGUAUUUCCGCAUACUAUUCUCUUUACUUGGACUGCUCCACAUGGCACUCACAUUAGCAUGAAUGCUGACACAUACAAAUGACAUAACACACAUAACAUGAUAGCCAGUGUUCUAGAAUGAUGUUACUGCAUAUUGUACCAAGUACCAGGAGCUCUACUUGGACUCACUUGGGUUCUCUCAUACAAACACGAAGGCACAUGCCGACACAUGCAAACUAGAAAAGGUAAUUGUCCUGAAGAAAAACGGUCUGCUUGCUUCAGCUGUCCAGAAUUAUUUUUUAAGGUAGUGUAAGAAGUUUGGAUGUUUAGAUUGCUACGGGUUGAGAAAUUGAGGCAAACAUGAAGACACAUGCUGACACUACCAAUGACAUAACAUACAUAACUUGACCAACAUGUACAACUCUAUUGUAUAACAUACCACAGGUACUAAUCACAGAAAUACAGAAACCCAAUACUGGCACAUGAAUCCAGCCUCAGUUUGUUGAUGUCUGUUAAAGUGCCUCUGAACCUGGCCUAACUGGAAAUCAAUCCAAAAACCCUGAUAGUGUUAUCUCAACUGCUAAUGCUCCUAGUGCUAAUGUUACCAUAGCUAAUAUGAACCUUGCUGUCCAUUUAUUUCACUGUAGCUUGGCUGAGUGCUACACCGAUACUGUAGUGUAGUGUACCCUCUAAACUGGGUUAUGACUUGUUCAUUAGGCGCCAAAUGGAAUAAAAGAUUUGAAACACCAAGUUUAGAGACUACCUGGACUUGUCCAAUAAGAUUUUCGUUUUCUGCUGUAAUACGUCUUAAAAUGUUUUCCCUCUGUGUACGUUACCCCAAUUUAAUUAUAAAGAAUUAAACUGAAGCUUUUUGCUAAAUCUUUUAGUGUGUGGACCGUUUACAUUUUCUGCAUAUCUAAACAUUGUCCCUUGUGCAGACAGCCCUGAUAGCGCCCUCAUGCCACCCCUGUUCUGUGUUCCUGUUUACCCCGCAGGGUAAAGCGUACCGGGACAAGCAGCUGAUCUACCUGAAGGACCACCUGGACCGGUACUACCACAGUCGUGAAAGGAAGUGGAUCGUGCUCUUCCCGGAAGGCGGCUUCCUGCGCAAGCGGCGGGAAACCAGCCAGGCGUUCGCCAAGAAGAACUCACUGCCGCCCCUGACGCAUGUGACGCUGCCACGGCUAGGCGCCACCCAGGUGAUCCUGAAGACCCUAGGGCCACAGCAGGAGAACGGCAGCCUGGCGAAGGAGGCCAGCACAGUGCACCCCAGCCAGUCAGGUGGGUAACCAACACAUACCCACAGGGCAGGGAGGGGGAGGUCAUGGAUCACACACACACACCACGUACAUACAUAAACUAUCUAUUUUAUGAUUGUCACUUCUCUCACACACAAACAUACACACAUUCAGACACACCAACACACACACAUUCAGAGACACAUGUAAACACACUGUCAAGACAGAAGCCCCCAACACAUGCACACACUAUACACACACACGCUUUUCCGUUUCACCUUACACUGCUUCCAAAUCUCUAGUCACCUGAGGUCUGAGAGGGCUGUGAACCGCUCCACCCUCCCCUCCUCCUCUCCUCUAAUCCCGUCAGACUGUCGGUCAGGUACAGACAGAACCAUCUGUUCACCUCAUUUUAUUAUAGUCAUCUAGGAUCAGGUCAGCCUCCAGGGCUCACCGAGCAAAGGUCUCCUGUGUUUGAAGCUGGGUUGGGGUCAAUUGCUUCUCAUUUUCAGUUUAUUGGGAAGUCAUUGAAAAUAAGUGCCCUUUUUUUCAAUGAUUGAAUUGGAAGUUCAGUUGACAUCCUGAAUUGACUGACUUCAUUCGAAAUCGACCCUACCCUGGUUUAAAGGGUAUUUUAUCUGAUUCCAGGUAGUCACCAAUUCCUGGAAAAAUUUUUGUCAUGACGCAUCACCAUCACUCUACUCAACCAUGCCUGUGGUUCCCAGAGUAGAACGCCCUAGCUCUAUACUUUCCAAAUGGGGGAGAGAAGGAGAUUGUGGGUAUUGAAGUAGUAAUCAGACAGGCGAUUUUGGAACAUGAGACUAAACAAUUUGUCUUAAGCUUUUGACUCCAUCAAAAAAGUGGAUUAAUGAAUAAAGUUUUUGAGUAGGCCUAGUUUUCAAGUAAAAUACCCCUUUCAAUAUACCUCCCCAAGGCAAAUCUUGUCACACUGUCAGUAAACUCACUGUCAGUUUUUUUCACUGGUAGCCUCUUUGAUAAAUAUUCAGUGCAGUAUUCAGGGUAAGUCUGACAGACCACUGACAGUUCUUCUUUCAAACUACCAUACUGUUCCUGUAAAUAUUGUCACUCUUCUUAUACAUAGAAUGUGUAGUGCAGAUCUUGAUCAAAUGGGAGUUUUGUAUUGAGCUGGCUGCCUGUUGAGAUGGAACACUCAUAUCAAAACCUUGAAGCAUUCAAAAUCAUCACUUCUCUGUUGUAGUGCCCUCUGAGAAUACUGUUUUAAAUGGGAGGGCGUGGGCUGGAGGGAUCGGGGGCGACACACGCAGACAGUGUCACAAAUGAAGGAGCUAGAAAUUACAACCGAGGUCCCCUGGACCUCCAGCGACGAUUUGCGGUAGUCAUUUCUCUGUCUGGGGACCAGGCCUAAAUACAUUGACUGAGUGGGAGGAUGUCUCGGCAAUUAAGAAAAUGCUCUGAAAAUUACAUGUUUAUCUUACCCCCCCCCCCCCCCCCACCCCCCCAGGCUGCACACACACACACAGGCGUGAGCACGCACACAUACACACAUAUACACACACAAACACACAUACACACACACAAACACACAUACAAACACACAUACACACACACAAACACACAUACACACAUAUGCACACCCAAACACACAUACACACGUAUACACCGACAGGCGCACAGAAACACUAGGCUUGGGCGGUAUCCAGAUUGUCAUACCUUCAUACUGACCUUGUGCCAUAACGGGAUAUUCGGUAAUACCGGUAAUGAGCACGAGGGGGGCUGUUUUUAAACCCCACUGAUACUCUGUAAUCCGAAGGUUAGCAAUGCUAACAAGUACAUGUACAAUCCCAUAGAGAAUGAUAACUAAAUACUAAUGAGCGCAUUGCGAAUAUUUUGUACAAGUAACUCAAAAAUGCUACUCACAGUUUGCUGCACGCACAAAACAAAUAUUAGCCAGCAAGGCUCUUGAUCCAGGAGUGAGUUCUCUGCUGUUACUAAGCGAAUGCUUGAUUUUGGAAGAAGCUAACCACUUAGCUAGAUAGCUAACUACCUACUAAAUUAGCAAACCGAAUGCACAACUGCAGAGCAUUUAGCACAUUUUAGACCGUUAACUUAAUAGUUGUAAGAUAUCUAGCUGGCAAACAUUUAGUUGUGAAUUCCAUACUGUAAUUAGAUCACCUGGCGUAUGCUGCACUAUAGUGAGUGACUCACAAGGCUCCGGUCUCUCGUCUUUGUGUGCUCGUAAACAAACACCACGUGACACGUGACUGGGGACUACCAUAAACUUCAGAAUAAUGUGAUAGGUGAAAUUAAGAACGCAAUGUUCUUUAUCUCCUAACGUAUUGCACAAGUUUACUGCAGGUAUUUACUUAAAAAGUUGACUGCAGGUAUUUACUUUGUGUCCACAUCACCAACGAACUAUCAUGGUCCAAACACACCAAGACAGUCGUGAAGAGGGCACGACAAAGCCUAUUCCCCCUCAGGAGACUGAAAAGAUUCGGCAUGGGUCCUCAGAUCCUCAAAAAAUUCUACAGCUGCACCAUCGAGAGCAUCCUGACUGGUUGCAUCACCGCCUGGUAUGGCAACUGCUUGGCCUCUGACCGCAAGGCACUACAGAGGGUAGUGUGUACGGCCCAGUACAUCACUGGGGCCAAGCUUCCUGCCAUCCAGGACCUCUAUACCAGGCGGUGUCAGAGGAAGGCCCUCAAAAUUGUCAAAGACUCCAGCCACCCCUGUUCUCUCUGCUACCGCACGGCAAGCGGUACCGGAGUGCCAAGUCUAGGUCCAAAAGACUUCUCAACAGCUUCUACCCCCAAGCCAUAAGACUCCUGAACAGCUAAUCAUGGCUACCCGGACUAUUUGCACUGCCCCCCCCCCCCCCCCCCCCCCCCACCCCAUCUUUUUACGCUGCUGCUACUCUGUUAAUUAUUUAUGCAUAGUCACUUUAACUCUACCCACAUGUACAUAUUACUUCAACUACCUCAACUAGCCGGUUCCCCCGCACAUUGACUCUGCACCGGUACCCCCCUGUAUAUAUAGCCUCCCUACUGUUAUUUUAUUUUACUUCUGCUCUUUUUUUCUCAACACUUUUUUGUUGUUGUUUUAUUUUACUUUUUUCUUAAAAAUAAAUGCACUGUUGGUUAAGGGCUGUAAGUAAGCAUUUCACUGUAAUGUACCCCGGUAUGCGGUAUAUACGGUAUGUCACCCAUGCCUAACAAACACCUUCACUCACGUGCACUGCCCACACACACGCACACAAGAAAACCCCGUCACACAAACAAACAGACAUACGCACUCACAUUGGAAUUCCCUGGCUUUAGCUCAAAAUCCAUUUUAAACUAGUCCUGGUGCAUUUCUAGUAAUUGUAAAGUAAUAUUGGGGCCAGCAGUAUUGAGUGCGUGGCUAAGGGGUCUGGCCACCAUGGGUGUUGCUAAUGCAGCUAAGUGUCCUCAGCACUUACAAUUGAGCUAUCAAAUACAUCCAGGUCUAUUGAAAAAGGUUAAUGAAUGUAGCAAUACUUUCCAUGGAAGUACAUGUCCCUGAUGGAAUGUCCAUAGGGGAGCAGCAGGGGGGGAGUGAGAAGUGAAUGAACAGUAAUACAAAUAAUAUGUACAUAUUUACAAAUGUAACAAUGAUACAUGUCCAUGUGGGGUGGGUAGAAUGUCCCUGAGGGAAUGUCCCAGUGGAGGUCUGUGUAUGGCCCUGGUGCUGAAUAACAACUUCAACAUGAACUUACUCAGGUAAACAGCAGCUCUUUGUUGUAUUCAUAGAGUCUUUCUCUAGUCAUGGUUUUUAAAAGUUUUGAAAUCUCACAGUAUCAACUUUGCUGUGCACUUGAGGCUUCUAUUUACGGGCCUACACUGAGUGUACAAAACAUUAGGAACACCUGCUCUUUCCAUGAUAUAGACUGAUCAGGUGAAAGCUAUGGUCCCUUAUUGAUGUCACUUGUUAAAAUCACUUCAAUCAGUGUAGGGGGGGGGGGUUAAAGAAGGAUUUUUAAGCCUUGAGAUAAUUGAGACAUGGAUUGUGUAUGUGUGCCAUUCAGAGGGUGAAUGGGAAAGACAAAGAUGUAAGUGCCUUUGAACGGGGUAUGGUACUAGGUGCCAAGCGCACCGGCUUGAAUGUGGCAAGAACUGCAAUGCUCUGGGUUUUUCACGCUCAACAUUUUCCUGUGUGUAUCAAGAAUGGUCCACCACCCAAAGGACAUCAACAUGGGCCAGCAUCCCCGUGGAACACUUUCGACACCUUGUAGAGUCCAUGACCCGACGAAUUGAGGCUGAUCUGAGGGAAAAGGGGGGUGCAACUCAAUAUUAGGAAGAUGUUCCUUAUGUUUUGUAAACUGUCAGUGGAGGCUCCUCAGAGGAGGAAGUGGGGGACCAUUCUCCUCAGUGAAUUUCAUACAAAUCUAAAUAGUGAAACAUUAGAAAAGCGGCUCAAACAGAGAGGGAUGCUAUGUUAGCUAGCUGGCUAUGGCUAUCCAACCCUGGAACUCUUCCAAGUCAAGGUAAGCUUCUGGUUUUAUUAAUGUAUUGCCACGGGGACUGCUGGUGUAACUGCUAAACUGUUUUCUGACUGUACAUUGUACUGCAUGAGGUCUUUUCGCCUGGUCACAGAAAGCUGAUGUGUUGUGCACUGAAAUCCACAAGCGACGGGAAAAGGUGAGAGGAGGAGAGCGCGUAGAUAGUCUCACCUUUUCCCGUCGCUUGUGGAUUUCAGUGUACAACACAUCAGCUUUCUGUGACCAUAUAUACAGUGGGGGAAAAAAGUAUUUAGUCAUCCACCAAUUGUGCAAGUUCUCCCACUUAAAAAGAUGAGAGAGGCCUGUAAUUUUCAUCAUAUGUACACGUCAACUAUGACAGACAUGAGAAAACAAAAUCCAGAAAAUCACAUUGUAGGAUUUUUUAUGAAUUUAUUUGCAAAUUAUGGUGGAAAAUAAGUAUUUGGUCAAUAACAAAAGUUUCUCAAUACUUUGUUAUAUACCCUUUGUUGGCAAUGACACAGGUCAAACGUUUUCUGUAAGUCUUCACAAGGUUUUCUCACACUGUUGCUGGUAUUUUUGCCCAUUCCUCCAUGCAGAUCUCCUCUUGAGCAGUGAUGUUUUGGGGCUGUCGCUGGGCAACACGGACUUUCAACUCCCUCCAAAGAUUUUCUAUGGGUUGAGAUCUGGAGACUGGCUAGGCCACUCCAGGACCUUGAAAUGCUUCUUACGAAGCCACUCCUUCGUUGCCCGGGCGGUGUGUUUGGGAUCAUUGUCAUGCUGAAAGACCCAGCCACGUUUCAUCUUCAAUGCCCUUGCUGAUGGAAGGAGGUUUUCACUCAAAAUCUCACGAUACAUGGCCCCAUUCAUUCUUUCCUUUACACGGUUCAGUCGUCCUGGUCCCUUUGCAGAAAAACAGCCCCAAAGCAUGAUGUUUCCACCCCCAUGCUUCACAGUAGGUAUGGUGUUCUUUGGAUGCAACUCAGCAUUCUUUGUCCUCCAAACACGACGAGUUGAGUUUUUACCAAAAAGUUCUAUUUUGGUUUCAUCUGACCAUAUGACAUUCUCCCAAUCCUCUUCUGGAUCAUCCAAAUGCACUCUAGCAAACUUCAGACGGGCCUGGACAUGUACUGGCUUAAGCAGGGGGACACGUCUGGCACUGCAGGAUUUGAGUCCCUGGCGGCGUAGUGUGUUACUGAUGGUAGGCUUUGUUACUUUGGUCCCAGCUCUCUGCAGGUCAUUCACUAGGUCCCCCCGUGUGGUUCUGGGAUUUUUGCUCACCGUUCUUGUGAUCAUUUUGACCCCACGGGGUGAGAUCUUGCGUGGAGCCCCAGAUCGAGGGAGAUUAUCAGUGGUCUUGUAUGUCUUCCAUUUCCUAAUAAUUGCUCCCACAGUUGAUUUCUUCAAACCAAGCUGCUUACCUAUUGCAGAUUGUCUUCCCAGCCUGGUGCAGGUCUACAAUUUUGUUUCUGGUGUCCUUUGACAGCUCUUUGGUCUUGGCCAUAGUGGAGUUUGGAGUGUGACUGUUUGAGGUUGUGGACAGGUGUCUUUUAUACUGAUAACAAGUUCAAACAGGUGCCAUUAAUACAGGUAACGAGUGGAGGACAGAGGAGCCUCUUAAAGAAGAAGUUACAGGUCUGUGAGAGCCAGAAAUCUUGCUUGUGUGUAGGUGACCAAAUACUUAUUUUCCACCAUAAUUUGCAAAUAAAUUCAUUAAAAAUCCUACAAUGUGAUUUUCUGGAAAACAAAUUCUAAAUUUGUCUGUCAUAGUUGACGUGUACCUAUGAUGAAAAUUACAGGCCUCUCUCAUCUUUUUAAGUGGAAGAACUUGCACAAUUGGUGGCUGACUAAAUACUUUUUUUCCCCACUGUAUAUACAUACAGUGCCUUCGGAAAGUAUUCAGACCCCUUGACUUUUUCCACAUUUUGUAGGUUACAGCCUUAUUCUAAAAUUUAUUAAAUAAAUAAAAAUCCUCAGCAAUCUACACACAAUACCCCAUAAUGAUGAAGCAAAAACAGGUUUUUAGAAAUGUUUGCAUAAGUAUUCAGACCGUUUGCUAUGAGACUCGAAAUUGAGCUCCGGUGCAUCCUGUUUACAUUGAUCAUCCUUGAGAUGUUUCUACAACUUGAUUGGAGUCCACCUGUGGUAAAUUCAAGUGAUUGGACAUGAUUUGGAAAGGCACACACCUCUCUAUAUAAGGUCCCACAGUUGGCAGUGCAUGAGGUUGAAGAAAUUGUCCGUAGAGCUCCGAGACAGGAUUGUGUCGAGGCACAGAUCUGAGGAAGGGUACCAAAAAAUGUCUGCAGCAUUGAAGGUCCCCAAGAACACUGGCCUCCAUGAUUCAUACAGUGCCUUGCAAAAGGCACACACCUGUCUAUAUAUAAGGUCCCACAGUUGACAGUGCAUGUCAGAGCAAAAACCAUGCCAUGAGGUCGAAGGAAUUGUCCGUAGAGCUGCGAGACAGGAUUGUGUCGAGGCACAGAUCUGGAGAAGGGUACCAAAACAUUUCUGCAGCAUUGAAGGGCCCCAAGAACACAAUGGCCUCCAUCAUUCUUAAAUGGAAGUAGUUUGGAACCACCAAGACUCUUCCUAGAGCUUGAGCAAUCGGGGGAGAAGGGCCUUGGUCAGGGAGGUGACGAAGAACCCGAUGGUCACUCUGACAGAGCUCUAGAGUUCCUCUGUGGAGAUGGGAGAACCUUACAGAAGAACAACCGUCUCUGCAGCACUCCACCAAUCAGGCCUUUAUGGUAGAGUGGCCAGACGGAAGCCUUUCCUCAGUAAAAGGCACAUGACAGCUUGCUUGGAGUUUGCCAAAAGGCACCUAAAGACUAUCAGGCCAUGAGAAACAAGAUUCUCUGGUCUGAUGAAACCAAGAUUGAACUCUUUGGCCGAAUGCCAAGCGUCACGUCUGGAGGAAACUUGCCACCAUCCCUACGGUGAAGCAUGGUGGUGGCAGCAUCAUGCUGUGGGGAUGUUUUUCAGUGGCAGGGACUGGGAGACUAGUCAGGAUCAAGGGAAAGAGGAACGGAGCAAAGUACAGAGAGAUCCUUGAUGAAAACCCGCUCCAGAGCGCUCAGGACCUCAGACUGAGGCGAAGGUUCACCUUCCAACAGGACAACAACCCUAAGCACACAGCCAAGACAAUGCAGGAGUGGCUUCGGGACAAGUCUCUGAAUGUCCUUGAGUGGCCCAGCCAGAGCCCGGACUUGAACCCGAUCGAACAUCUCUGGAGAGACCUGAAAAUAGCUCUGCAGCAACACUCCCCAUCCAACCUGACAGAGCUUGAGAGGAUCUGCAGAGAAGCUUAUAGCGUCAUACCCAAGAAGACUUGAGGCUGUAAUUGCUGCCAAAGGUGCUUCAACAAGGGUACUGAGUAAAGGGUCUGAAUAAUUAUGUACAUUUGAUAUUUCAGGUUUUUUAUUUUAUUAUAAAUUUGCAAAACAAAUUGAAAAACCAGUUUUUGCUAUGUCAUUAUGGGGUAUUAUGUGUAGCUUGAUGAGGGGGAAAAAACAAUUUAAUAAAUGUUAGAAUAAGGCUGUAACCUAACAAAAUGUGGAAAAAGUAAAGGGGUCUGAAUACUUUCCAAAUGCACUGUAUAUACCUGAAUUUAUCCAAUUGAAACUCUCAUUUGCAACUGUUGGACUAAUGAUUACAAGAGUGUGCAAGACGGUAUUGAAUGUGUCAUUGUCACCUUGAUUACUAAAAAUUAUCUCGACAUGUUUUGACUACGUUGUAAACUUUCAUUAAUACGCUAGGUUGUAGCAACCUCAUGAUGGGUACAGGGAAAAUUAGAGCAUCAUGUAGUAGCCUCAACCUAUCGAUGUUACAUUGAGCUGGGUGAAUGGAAUAUGAAUGACAGUCAUCCAAUAUGCUGUAAUAGAAAUAAGGCCCAUCAAAAAAAGAAUCAUCCUCCCUCAUCUUAAAUGGCACCAACCACCACUGGAAUGUCCAUAGGGAGAGCAGCAGGGGGGGAAGUGAGCUGUGAAUUAACAAUAAUACAACUAAUAAUAUAUACAUAUUUUCAACUGUAACAAUGAUAAAUGUCCAUUGGGGGGUGGGGGCAGGGUGAAUGUCUGUUGGGGGUGGGGGGGUGGGGAGCAGGUAGCUGCCUAGUGGUGGCUAUUCAGCAGGCUGAUGGUCUGGGGGCAGAAGCUAUUGGCUAGUCUGACAGUUUUUGCCAUGAUGCUCCUAUACUGCCCGCGUCUGAGUGAUGGAAGCGGGGAGAACAGGCCGUGGCUCGGGUGGCUGAGGUCCUUGAUGAUCUUCUUGGCCUUCCUGCGACACCUGGUAUUGUAGGUGUCCUGGAGGGCAGGCAGUCUGCACCCAAUGGUGCGUUAGGUUGAGAGUACCGCCCUCUUUAGAGCCUUGCGGUCAGCAGCGGUGGAGUUGCCGUACCAGGCUGUGAUGCAGCCCGACAGUAUGCUCUCGGUGGUGCUCCUGUAGAAAACACUGUGAGGGCCCUCAGGGACAGGCCUAAUUUCGAGUCGCUGUCGUGCCUUCUUCACCACUGUGUCCGUGUGGUUUGACCAUUUCAGCUCCUCUGAGUUUCCCUCAUACUAAAGGGCGUGUCCUCUCCCCCCGUCCUCUCCUCUAUAUUAGAAUGACUCUGAAGGAGGUGAUAGUGAAUCCAGGCUCUGUCGUAGCCGGCCGCGACCGGGACACCCAUGGGGCGGCGCACAAUUGGCCCAGCGUCGUCUAGGGUAGGGGAGGGAAUGGCCGGCAGGGGAUGUAGCUCAGUUCGUAGAGCAUGGCGUUUGCAACGCCAGGGUUGUGGGUUCGUUUCCCACGGGGGGUUAAAAAAUAUAUAUAUACAGUGAGGGAAAAAAGUAUUUGAUCCCCUGCUGAUUUUGUAAGUUUGCCCACUGACAAAGACAUGAUCAGUCUAUAAUUUUAAUGGUAGGUUUAUUUGAACAGUGAGAGACAGAAUAACAACAAAAAAAUCCAGAAAAACGCAUGUCAAAAAUAUUAUACAUUGAUUUGCAUUUUAAUGAGGGAAAUAAGUAUUUGACCCCCUGAAAAACAUGACUUAGUACUUGGUGGCAAAACCCUUGUUGGCAAUCACAGAGGUCAGACGUUUCUUGUAGUUUGCACACAUCUCAGGAGGGAUUUUGUCCCACUCCUCUUUGCAGAUCUUCUCCAAGUCAUUAAGGUUUCGAGGCUGACGUUUGGCAACUCGAGCCUUCAGCUCCCUCCACAGAUUUUCUAUGGGAUUAAGGUCUGGAGACUGCUAGGCCACUCCAGGACCUUAACAUGCUUCUUCUUGAAGCCACUCCUUUGUUGUAUUGGCCGUGUGUUUUGGGUCAUUAUCAUGCUGGAAUACCCAUCCACGAUCCAUUUUCAAUGCCCUGGCUGAGGGAAGGAGGUUCUCACCCAAGAUUUGACGGUACAUGGCCCCGUCUAUCGUCCCUUUGAAGCGGUGAAGUUGUCCUGUCCCCUUAGCAGAAAAACACCCCCAAAGCAUAAUGUUUCCACCUCCAUGUUUGACGGUGGAGAUGGUGUUCUUGGGGUUAUAGGCAGCAUUCCUCCUCCUCCAAACACGGCGAGUUGAGUUAAUGCCAAAGAGCUCCAUUUUGGUCUCAUCUGACCACAACACUUUCACCCAGUUCUCCUCUGAAUCAUUCAGAUGUUCAUUGGCAAACUUCAGACGGGCCUGUAUAUGUGCUUUCUUGAGCAAGGGGACCUUGCGGGUGCUGCAGGAUUUCAGUCCUUCACGGCGUAGUAUGUUACCAAUUGUUUUCUUGGUGACUAUGGUCCCAGCUGCCUUGAGAUCAUUGACAAGAUCCUCCCGUGUAGUUCUGGGCUGAUUUCUCACCGUUCUCAUGAUCAUUGCAACUCCACGAGGUGAGAUCUUGCAUGGAGCCCCAGGCCGAGAACAGUUAUUUUGUGUUUCUUCCAUUUGCGAAUAAUCGCAAUAACUGUUGUCACCUUCUCACCAAGCUGCUUGGCAAUGGUCUUGUAGCCCAUUCCAGCCUUGUGUCGGUCUACAAUCUUGUCCAUGACAUCCUUGUCCAUGACAUCUUGGCCAUGGUGGAGAGUUUGGAAUCUGAUUGAUUGAUUGCUUCUGUGGACAGGUGUCUUUUAUACAGGAAACAAGCUGAGAUUAGGAGCACUCCCUUUAAGAGUGUGCUCCUAAUCUCAGCUUAUUACCUGUAUAAAAGACACCAGGGAGCCAGAAAUGUUUCUGAUUGAGAGGGGGUCAAAUACUUAUUUCCCUCAUUAAAAUGCAAAUCAAUUCAUAACAUUUUUGACAUGUGUUUUUCUGGAUUUCUUUGUUAUUAUUCUGUCUCUCACUGUUCAAAUAAACCUACCAUUAAAAUUAUAGACUGAUCAUUUCUUUGUCAGUGGGCAAACGUACAAAAUCAGCAGGGGAUCAAAUAUUUUUUUCCCUCACUGUAUAUAUAUAUAUAUAUAUAUAUAUAUAUAUAUAUAUAUAAAAUAUAUAUGUAAUGUAUGCACUAAGUGUAAGUCGCUCUGGAUAAGAGUGUCUGCUAAAUGACUAAAAUGUAAAUGUAAAUGAAUGGAUGUUGAGGCAUUAGGCCUUGUACUUCCUGGUUAAUAGCAUUAAAAUCCAGGGAGGGAAUCAAAAUGCCUUGUCCCUUUCCCUACCCUACCCAGGCCUCACAUCCCCUUGUCCUCAGCUUUGUGGGUGUGUAUGGUGCAUUGUUUGCAUGCACACUUAUAGUGCAUGUGAGUGUUUGUAUAUUCACCUUAGUGUAAAAGCGUCUUUGGGCUCUUAAACUGCACAGUGCCUUGCAAAAAUAUUCAUCCCCCUUUGAGUUUUUCCAAUUUUGUUGCAUUACAACCUGUAAUUUAAAUGGAGUUUUAUUUAGAUUUCAUGUAAUGGACAUACACAAAAUAGUCCAAAUUGGUGAGGUGAAAUGAAAACAAAAACUUGUUUCAAAAUUCUAAACAAUAAAUAACGGAAAAGUGGUGCGUGCAUAUGUAUUCACCCCCUUUGCUAUGAAGCCCCUAAAUAAGAUCUGGUGCAACUAAUUACCUUCAGAAGUCACAUAAUUAGUUAGAUUGCACACAGGUGGACUUUAUUUAAGUGUCACAUGAUCUGUCACAUGAUCUCAGUGUAUAUAUACACCUGUUCUGAAAGGCCCCAGAGUCUGCAACACCACUAAGCAAGGGGCACCACCAAGCAAGCGGCACCAUGAAGACCAAGGAGCUCUCCAAACAGGUCAGGGACAAAGUUGUGGAGAAGUACAGAUCAGGGUUGGGUUAUUAUUAUUAUUAUUAUUAUUAUUAUUAUUAUUAUGGAGCACCAUUUAAAUCCAUUAUUAAAAAAUUGAAAGAAUAUGGCACCACAACAAACCUGCCAAGAGAGGGCCGCCCACCAAUACUCACAGAACAAGCAAGGAGGGCAUUAAGAGGCAACAAAGAGACCAAAUAUAACCCUGAAGGAGCUGCAAAGCUCCUGAGCGGAGAUUGGAGUAUCUGUCCAUAGGACCACUUUAAGCCGUACACUCCAUAGAGCUGGGCUUUACGGAAGAGUGGCCAGAAAAAAAGCCAUUGCUUAAAGAAAAUAACAAGCAAACACGUUUGGUGUUCGCCAAAAGCCAUGUGGGAGACUCGCCAAACAAAUGGAAGAAGGUACUCUGGUCAGAUGAGACUAAAAUUGAGCUUUUUGGCCAUCAAGGAAAACGCUAUGCCUGGCGCAAACCCAACACCUCUCAUCACCCCGAGAACACCAUCCCCACAGUGAAGCAUGGUGGUGGCAGCAUCAUGCUGUGGGGAUGUUUUUCAUCGGCAGGGACUGGGAAACUGGUCAGAAUUGAAGGAAUGAUGGAUGGCGCUAAAUACAGGGAAAUUCUUGAGGGAAACCUGUUUGUCUUCCAGAGAUUUGAGACUGGGACGGAGGUUCACCUUCCAGCAGGACAAUGACCCUAAGCAUACUGCUAAAGCAACACUUGAGUGGUUUAAGAGGAAACAUUUAAAUGUCUUGGAAUGGCCUAGUCAAAGGCCAGACCUCAAUCCAAUUGGAAAUCUGUGGUACGACUUAAAGAUUGCUGUACACCAGCGGAACCCAUCCAACUUGAAGGAGCUGGAGCAGUUUUUCCUUGAAGAAUGGGCAAAAAUCCCAGUGGCUAGAUGUGCCAAGCUUAUAGAGACAUACCCCAAGAGACUUGCAGCUGUAAUUGCUGCAAAAGGUGGCUCUACAAAGUAUUGACUUUGGGGGGGGUGAAUAGUUAUGCACGCUCAAGUUUUCUGUUCUUUUGUCUUAUUUCUAGUUUGUUUCACAAUAAAAAAUAUUUAGCAUCUUCAAAGUGGUAGGCAUGUUGUGUAAAUGAAAUGAUACAAAUCCCCCAAAAAUCUAUUUUAAUUCCAGGUUGUAAGGCAACAAAAUAGGAAAAAUGCCAAUGGGGGUGAAUACUUUCGCAAGCCACUGUAUAAAACACGUUUUAUUAUUACGUAGUGUGUGAGAGUGUUUGGAAUAGCAUGUGCGUGUGUUUGUAUAAGCGUGUGUAAGAGUUUGUAUUAGCGUCUGUAUCUCUGGCUGAUGAAAGGCACAGCUCUCUCUCUCUCUCUCUCUCCCUUUCUCACUCUGCUGACUCACACAGGCAGACAUUGGGCCACUCAGAGGAAAUGGGAUUUGAUGUUAAUGUGAGUGCAGCUCGCUGCCUCCUCCACCACCGCUGUGUAGCGGCCACACAGCUCGCUGCCUCCACCACCGCUGUGUAUCGGCCACACAGCUCGCUGCCUCCUCCACCACCAUUGUGUAUCGGCCACACAGCUCGCUGCCUCCACCACCGCUGUGUAUCGGCCACACAGCUCGCUGCCUACUCCUCCUCCUCCAUCGCUGUGUAUCGGCCACACAGCUCGCUGCCUCCUCCACCACCAUUGUGUAUCGGCCACACAGCUCGCUGCCUCCACCACCGCUGUUUCUUCGGCCACACAGCUCGCUGCCUCCUCCUCCUCCACCGCUGUGUAUCAGCCACACAGCUCGCUGCCUCCUCCUCCACCGCUGUGUAUCGGCCACACAGCUCGCUGCCUCCUCCACCACUGCUGUGUAUCAGCCACACAGCUCGCUGCCUCCUCCUCCUCCACCACCACAGUGUAUCGGCCACACAGCUCGCUGCCUCCACCUCCUCCACCGCUGUGUAUCGGCCACACAGCUCGCUGCCUUCUCCUCCUCCUCCACCGCUUUGUAUCGGCCACACAGCUCGCUGCCUCCUCCUCCACCGCUUUGUAUCAGCCACACAGCUCGCUGCCUCCUCCUCCUCCUCCACCGCUUUGUAUCAGCCAUACAGCUCGCUGCCUCCUCCUCCUCCACCGCUGUGUAUCAGCCACACAGCUCGCUGCCUCCUCCUCCUCCUCCACCGCUUUGUAUCAGCCAUACAGCUCGCUGCCUCCUCCUCCUCCACCGCUGUGUAUCGGCCACACAGCUCGCUGCCUCCACCUCCUCCACCGCUGUGUAUCGGCCACAAAGCUCGCUGCCUUCUCCUCCUCCUCCACCGCUUUGUAUCGGCCACACAGCUCGCUGCCUCCUCCUCCACCGCUUUGUAUCAGCCAUACAGCUCGCUGCCUCCUCCUCCUCCACCGCUGUGUAUCGGCCACACAGCUCGCUGCCUCCUCCUCCUCCACCGCUGUGUAUCGGCCAAACAACUCGCUGCCUCCUCCUCCACCACCACCAUCGCUGUGUAUCGGCCCCUCGAUGUCACCCGGGUAAAGAAAGACAGUCACACGACAGAGACUGUAAACCCAGAGCCAAUGACUGCCAAGCUUCUCGCUGGUGGCUUGGCCUGUUCAGCCUAAUCAAGCCACUCAACCGAAGCAUGGUCGCCAAUCUGAUAACUGCCGUUAAACGGGCUGAUAUGGAAAUGCAGGGGAAACGUUGUCGUCUUAAUGGCCGCUUGUACAAGGUACAUGGCAACAAGGGUGACGACGCAUUCGGCAGUUAUUUGAUGACUCGCUUGGUGCUAUGCGUUUGGUUUUUGGUAAGCUUUGGAUGGGAUUUUCCCGUGCCCAGUGACCAAUCACCGGUGUCCAUAAACCCAGGAACCUAAUGAUUGGUUAGGAGCAUAGCCUGACUAGCCUCACUGUCAGGGAGACCUUUGUCCCUGUGUGCAUCCCACUUCCCCUAUUAGUGCACUACUCCCUAUGGGCCCUGGUCUAAAGUAGUGCAGUAUAUAGGGAAUAGGGUGCCAUUUGGGAUGUACCCCCUGUAUAUGCUCCCUCUGUAACUGUUUACAGCAGCCAUGCUACUCCAAUGUGGUAUCAAAUGAGUGGCUGUGCUGUCAUUACAGGAUUGUUUGUCACUGCAUUACAGAGAGGUAGUAAUAGCUUGGCACCACUCCUGUUUCGGAUCUGGCUGCAAGCUCGCCUGCUCAGCUUUCACUGUGCCGAGAACAAGAUCCCUGUUACCCUCUUGGAGAUGGGAACACUGUUGGCCAGAUUCAAAAUGUUCAACAUUGCCCACGCAGGGAUAGGUGUUCUGUUGGCCAUUUUCAACAUGACCCACCCAGGGAUAGGUGUUCUGUUGGCCAUUUUUAACAUGACCCACCCAUGGAUAGGUGAUAUGUUGGCCAGCAUCAACAUGACCCACCCAGAGACACAGUGAGGGAAAAAAGUAUUUGAUCCCCUGCUGAUUUUGUACGUUUGCCCACUGACAAAGAAAUGAUCAGUCUAUAAUUUUAAUGGUAGGUUUAUUUGAACAGUGAGAGACAGAAUAACAACAAAAAAAUCCAGAGAAACGCAUGUCAAAAAUGUUAUAAAUUGAUUUUCAUUUUAAUGAGGGAAAUAAGUAUUUGACCCCCUCUCAAUCAGACAGAUUUCUGGCUCCCAGGUGUCUUUUAUACAGGUAACGAGCUGAGAUUAGGAGCACACACUUAAAGGGAGUGCUCCUAAUCUCAGCUUGUUACCUGUAUAAAAGACACCUGUCCACAGAAGCAAUCAAUCAAUCAGAUUCCAAACUCUCCACCAUGGCCAAGACCAAAGAACUCUCCAAGGAUGUCAGGGACAAGAUUGUAGACCUACACAAGGCUGGAAUGGGCUACAAGACCAUCGCCAAGCAGCUUGGUGAGAAGGUGACAACAGUUGGUGCGAUUAUUCGCAAAUGGAAGAAACACAAAAGACUGUCAAUCUCCCUCGGCCUGGGGCUUCAUGCAAGAUCUCACCUCAUGGAGUUGCAAUGAUCAUGAGAACGGUGAGGAAUCAGCCCAGAACUACACAGGAGGAUCUUGUCAAUGAUCUCAAGGCAGCUGGGACCAUAGUCACCAAGAAAACAAUUGGUAACACACUACGCCAUGAAGGACUGAAAUCCUGCAGUGCCCACAAGAUCCCCCUGCUCAAGAAAGCACAUAUAAAGGCCCGUCUGAAGUUUGCCAAUGAACAUCUGAAUGAUUCAGAGGAGAACUGGGUGAACGUGUUGUGGUCAGAUGAGACCAAAAUCGAGCUCUUUGGCAUCAACUCAACUCGCCGUGUUUGGAGGAGGAGGAAUGCUGCCUAUGACCCCAAGAACACCAUCCCCACUGUCAAACAUGGAGGUGGAAACAUUAUGCUUUGGGUGUGUUUUUCUGCUAAGGGGACAGGACAACUUCACCGCAUCAAGGGUUUUGCCACCAAGUACUAAGUCAUGUUUUGCAGAGGGGUCAAAUACUUAUUUCCCUCAUUAAAAUGCAAAUCAAUUUAUAACAUUUUUGACAUGCGUUUUUCUGGAUUUUUUUGUUGAUAUUCUGUCUCUCACUGUUCAAAUAAACCUACCAUUAAAAUUAUAGACUGAUCAUGUCUUUGUCAGUGGGCAAACUUACAAAAUCAGCAGGGGAUCAAAUACUUUUUUCCCUCACUGUAGGUAGUAUGUUGGCCAGCAUCAACAAUAACCACCCAGAAAUAGGUGUUCUGUUGGCCAGCAUCAACAAUAACCCAGGGAUAGGUGUUCUGUUGGCCAGCAUCAACAAUAACCACCCAUGGAUAGGUGUUCUGUUGGCCAGCAUCAACAAUAACCACCCAGGGAUAGGUGUUUUAUUGGCAAGCAUCAACAAUAACCACCCAGGGAUAGGUGUUCUGUUGGCCAGCAUCAACAAUAACCAUCCAGGGAUAGGUGUUCUGUUGGCCGGCAUCAACAGUAACCACAAAGGGAUAGGUGUUCUGUUGGCCAGCAUCAACAAUAACCAUCCAGGGAUAGGUGUUCUGUUGGCCAGCAUCAGCACUCUCCUUUCAUUCUGUCUGUGUUAAUUAAAGUUUUGAAACAGCAGAGUUGUCCAAGUGCUGAGUGAUUUACAGUCUAAAGACCUGCGUAAGCUGACAAUCUUUUUCAUUUUUUCCUCCUCAGGUUGUUUUCCUGCUUCCUCCAUCUGGUCUUUGUAACACACACACACACACACACACCUGCGCACACACACACACACACACACACUCACACUCUCUACCCAACCACCCACUCAAGCGAGCCAUGGACAUUCCUUUCUCUGUGACGCCAUGGCUCUGUGUCUGAAAAGCUUACUAACCCUCAACUCCUUGCCUCCUCGUUUCCUCAAUUUCUCUAAGCUCAUUGGAGGAGUAGAUCUGAGGGAGGGACCAUGGAUCCUCCCCUCCAAUGGGCUUUGAAAAGGAACUGAGGAAACAAGGAUGGAGGAAGCAAGGACGUGACGGCUAGUAAGGUUUUCAUACACGGCCUGUGUGUCUGGGCCAGACGUUCCUCUCCUGAUGGUUUCAACCCCCCUCAGCCUCACUCAUCCUCUCUGUCACAGCCUGAGGACGCACAGACAUACACACACACACCCCUUAGUGUUGGGAGACCGAGAGACACUUACUCUCUCUCCCUCCAUCUGGCAUCCCUCCAUCUGGCAUCCCUCUUUCUCUCUCUUCCCCUCUGCCCCGGUCUCCCCAUCUCCCUCCUCUCUCCCCUGUCUAUAUCUUCCUCACUGUCUGCCCAUGAUGCUCAUUCAUGUCCUAACUCUCUCUCCAUCUGUGCAGGUAGUAAACCCAAAGGCCUACAGUGGGUGGUGGACGUGACCAUAGCGUACCCCAAAGCCAGGCCCAUGGACAUCCAGACGUGGAUCUUUGGCUACAGACCCCCCACGGUCACACAUGUACACUACAGGUAAUGACCGACCCCAACUACAUUGACACCUCUCUUUAUCUCUCCCUCUGUACCUCUCUCUGUUUCUCAUUCUCUUAGUCUCUAUCCAAAGCUGGGUUGUGUUGUGUUAGCUUUAGGGCUCACCCAACUCGGCCAGGUUGUGGUCCAUAUCUUGGUCUGGCCCUCUUCAUCAUAGAAAAUGGAAUAAGAAUAUCUCAAGGCUCUUGUUGUUAUUCAGAUCUUUUAAUUCUGAGGAAGAAUGUAUAGCGGACGUUUUGUUUGUACAUAAUGUUUCCGCCAUCGUUUCCUAUGGCCGAAAACAGCUUCAGAACAGCGAUCACUAACCUCGAUUUGGAUGAAUAUUUCUACUUCAAUGAAUCGGUGGCACCCCAGACCCUAAUCCCCGACACUCAGAAGAAAAUGAGACGGCGAUAUAGAGGCCGACGUGCCCUGAUGAAACUACGGCGGAAAGUAAAUAAUCCACCUCUACCUCUGUUCUAUUAGCAAAUGUACAAUCACUGGAGAACAAACUGGAUGAGCUCCGUUCGAGACUAUCCUAUCACCUGGACCUGAAGAACUGUAAUAUCCUAUGUUUUUUGGAAACUUAGCUGAACAAGGACAUUGAUAAUAUUCUAGCUGGUUUUAUCUCUAAUAUUAAGGAAGUAUCAAGGUUCUGCUCACCUGAGUUAGAAUACCUCAUGAUAAGCUAUUUACCAAGACAGUUUUCAUCUAUAUUUUCCGUAGCUGUCUAUUUACCACCACAGACCAAUGGUGGCACUAAGACCACACUCAACAAGCUGUACAGGGCCAUAAGUAAACAGGAAAACGCUCAUCCACUGGCGGUGCUCCAAGUGGCCAGUGAUUUUAAUGCAGGAAAACUGAAAUCCGUUUCACCUCAUUUCUACCAGCAUGUCACCUGUGCAACUCGAGGCUAAAAAACUCUAGAUCACCUUUACUCCGCACACAGAGACUCAUACAAUGCUCUCCCUCGCCCUCCAUUUGGCAAAUCUGGCCAUAACUCUAUCCUCCUGAUUCCUGCUUACAAGCAAAAACUAAAGCAGGAAGUACCAGUGACUCGCACAAUACGGAAGUGGUACAAUGAGGCAGAUGCUAAGUUACAGGACUGUUUCGCUAGCACAGACUGGAAUAUGUUCCGGCACUCAUCCGAUGGCAUUGAGGAGUUUACCACAUCAGUCACCAGCUUCAUUAAUAAGUGCAUCGAUGACAUCGUCCCCACAGUGACCUUACGUACACAUCCCAACCAGAAGCCAUGGAUUACAGGCAACAUCCGCACUGAGCUAAAUGCUAAAGCUGCCGCUUUCAAGGAGCGGGACACUAACCCGGACGCUUAUAAGAAAUCCCGCUACGCCCUCAGACGAACCAUCAAACAGGCAAAGUGUCAAUACAGGACUAAGAUCGAAUCCUACUACACCGGCUCUGAUGCUCUUUGGAUGUGGCAGGGCUUGCAAACUAUCACAGAUUACAAAGGGAAACCCAGCCGCGGGCUGCCCAGUGACGCAAGCCUACCAGACAAGCUAAAUGCCUUCUAUGCUCGCUUCGAGGUAAGCAACACUGAACUAUGCGUGAGAGCACCAGCUGUUCCGGACGACUGUGAUCACGCUCUCCGUUGCCGAUGUGAGUAAGACCUUUAAACAGGUUAACAUUCACUAGGCAGCAGGGCCAGACGGGUUACCAGGACGCGUACUCAGAGCAUGCACUGACCAGCUGGCAAGUGUCUUCACUGAUAUUUUCAAUCUCUCCCUGAUCCAGUCUGUAAUACCUACAUGUUUCAAGCAGACCACCAUAGUCCCUGUGCCCAAGAACGUCAUGUUAACCUGUCUAAAUGACUAUCGCCCCAUAGCACUCAUAUCUGUACCCAUGAAAUUCUUUGAAAGGCUGGUCAUAGCUCACAUUAACACCAUCAUUCCAAACACCCUGGACCCACUCCAAUUCGCAUACCGCCCCAACAAAUCCACAGAUGACGCAAUCUCUAUUGCACUCCACACUGCCCUUUCCCACCUGGACAAACGGAACACCUAUGUGAGAAUGCUGUUCAUUGACUACAGCUCAGCGUUCAACACCAUAUUGCCCUCCAAGCUCAUCACUAAGCUAAGGACCCUGGGACUGAACAUCUCCCUCUGCAACUGGAUCCUGGACAUCCUGAUGGGACGCCUCCAAGUAGUGAGGGUCGGCAACAACACAUCUGCCACGGUGACCCUCAACAUGGGGGCCUCUCAGGGGUGCGUGCUUAGUCCUCUCCUGUACUCUCUGUUCACCCACGACUGUGUGGCUGCACACAACUUCAACACUAUCAUUAAGUUUGCCGAUGACACGACGGUGGUAGGCCUGAUCACUGACGACAAUGAGACGGCCUAUAGGGAGGAGGUCAGAGACCUCGCAGUGUGGUGCCAGGACAACAACCUCUCCCUCAACAUCAGCAAGACAAAGGAGCUGAUUGUUGACUACAGGAAACGGAGGGCAGAGCACGCCCCCAUUCACGUUGACGGGUCUGUAGUGGAGCGGGUCGAGAGCUUCAAUUUCCUCUGUGUCCACAUCACUAAGGAUCUGUCAUGGUCCAAACACACCAACACAGUCGUGAAGAGAGCACGACAACGCCUGUUUUCCCUCAGAAGGCUGAAAAUAUUUGGCAUGGGCCCUCAUAUCCUCAAGAAGUUAUACAGCUGCACCAUUGAGAGCAUCUUGACUGGCUGCAUCACCGCUUGGUAUGACAACUGCUUGGCAUCCGACUGCAAGGCACUGCAGAGGGUAGUGUGGACGGCCUAGGACAUCACUGGGGCCGAGCUCCCUGCCAUCCACGACCUUUAUACCAGGCGGUGUCAGAGGAAGGCCCUAAAAAUUGUCAGACUCCAGCCACCCAAGUCAUAGACUGUUCUCUCUGCUACCGCAUGGCAAGGGGUACCGAUUCACCAAGUCUGGAACCAACAGGACCCUGAACAGCUUCAAGUCAUAAGACUGCUAAAUAGUUAGUUAACAACAUAGCUACCCAGACUAACUAUUUAUCUGCAUUGACCCUUUUUGCAGUAAUGCUACUGUUUACUGUCUGUCACUUUAUUCCAAGUUUUAUAUGUACAUAUCUACCUCAAUUACCUCGUACCCCUGCACAUCGUCUCAGUACUGGUACCCCUUGUAUAUAGCCAAGUUAUCGUUACUCAUGGUGUAUCUAUUAUUACUUUUAUUAUUAAGUGUUUUAACUUUUCUAUUAUUUCUCUUUUCUUUCUCUGCAUUGUUGGUAAGGGCCCAUAAGUAAGCAUUUCACUGUGUCCACACCUGUUGUUUACCAAGCAUGAUUAAAAACAUUUGAUUUGAUUAAUUAGACAGAGGCUGGUUGCUGUAACUUUCCCCCCACACACUGUCUCUGCCUCUGCUGUGUACAGUAAGUUCCGUAUGUCCUUUCCCUCAGCAGUUUCUAUUAGGGAUGUGACAAAAAAUUGAAUUUUCUUAAUGUUUAAACUACCAUUAAAAUGUGCACAAUUCAAAAUAUGGUCCUAUUUCGCAUUGGUGGUCCUAUUGGGUAUGUCUGCUAGAGGGAAAUGAAGUUCUAUUUACCUCAGUCAUAGGCUGAAUCUCAAACCCAACACUUGGCCCCUAAGCCCUUUAUCACGUGGCCACUUGCUGGUUGUGUUCGAUAGAUAGUGAUCACUCAAGUUUGCAAGUGUUUUGGCCAAAAUGAGCAUUGAGACGAUGUACACUCGUCGUCUCAACUGACACGUAUCAAUAUUCCAAAAUUCAAAAUCCAUUUGCGAGCAUUUUCUCCCGUGACCUGUCUUGUGCAUGACUCACUCGCUAUGAAACACGGGCACUGGGGCAGACACGGACGCAUACUCUGAUAGACAGUAAGAAAGUUGUAAAAACAAAAACAACAUCUCUCUACUCCUGCACAAAAUAUGUGCAAAUAUAUCGGUCGCCAGUGACUUCAUCAGCUGAUUUAGCUUGUUGUAGCCUGCAUGCUGCUAGCUACCUUCACUGACAAACACAGGGAUGGAAUUUUAGCUAGCUAGCUAAGGAUGUUGGGCCCUGCACUGAUAAACAGUGUGUAGCUUGGCACUUAAUUACAAUAGUUUGACAACUUGCUGAUGAAGUUGUAGACAUGUUCCCAGCAGUCAGUCUGUACUUCUGCAUGUUUCCAAAGCACCAAUCGCUAUGUUGUAACGUUGGGUCAGCUCAAAGCACAGCGUAGCAGCAGACUCGAUAGGGGCAGGGCAGGCUGUUCGCUGCUGUCGCUUGCCUUUCUCUGACAUGUUUUCUACUUAACAACGAUGACAUUCGGAACGCUUUAUAUCCGUGGCAAAUCAUUUUAAAGAAGCAUUUCUCCUAACGUUACAGCAUUGUUGCGUUAGGUAUGAUGAUGAUGACCGGGACCUGUUAGUUUUGUGAUAACUGCACAAUGAUUUUAAUUGUGUGGUUUUAAUUUUGUGGAUUUUUUUCUUAACGUUAAUGUCCCAAUUUCGUUUUAGCUAAAGUUUUUUGUAAAUGUUCACAGCCCUAGUUUCUAUUCCUAUCAUUCUCUAGCCAUUCUGAUUAAAGACGAAGACUCCAGAAGACUCUAAAGGCCUUUAAAAAGGAUCCAUCCAGCUAUUUUUUUACUUUCCCUGUUGAAAAACAAUUUCCUGAGUUAAAUGCAUGUUUGAGCAAAAUAGUGAAAACCACUCCCCCUGCAUGCUUGCUGGAACAAUAGAGAAGCAAUUGAGGACCCCCCGCCCCAUUUAUGCCAUGUAAUGAGGAUACCUGCACCACCUACUAAAAUGUGCUUUUGUCAUGUAAAUCACUGCAAUAUGGAGGACACACCCUGACUGCAAUAUGGAGGACACACCCUGACUGCAAUAUGGAGGACACACCCUAACUUCUGUACAGACAGAGAGGACUUUGAGCCUACUUUAUGGCAAUUACACAGAUAGUGCUGUACGCAACAUAAAGCAGCUACUUAAAAGGUAGGGAAAUGGCCUCAGUCGGAAGCCUACAGUUGGUGUGGCGCUGUUAGGAAUUCCCCCACUCCCAUCCCCCACCCAAACAUGAACUGUGUCCCAAAUGGCACCCUAUUCCCUAAAUAGUGUAAUAUUUUUGGCCAGAGCCCAGGGUCCAAAGUAGUGCACUAUAUAGGGAAUAGGGUGCCAUUUGGGAACCACACCCAUUAAAGUUGCGCUAGCCUUGUGUGUCAACUUGCGUCAUGACACACCUGCAAUGAAAGGUAUAGUGCUGAACAGGAGACUGUUCGUUUCUUUAAGAUAAGAAGCUAGGACUGCAUAGGAAGUGAUUACUCACUGGUUGUCAUUUGGGUAGGGUGAACCCUAAGGCCAAGGCUGGCACUGUCUGUUAAAAAAGCUGUUUCUGUCAGUCUCUGUUGCCACUCUACAGCUAUUCAUUAAAGGAGAUCUCACACACACUCUCACACACACUCUCACACUCUCUCACACUCAUUCACUCUCACACUCACACCUACUCUCACUCCCACUCUCUCACUCACUCCCACUCUGUCACACACUCCCAGCCAAGUUCAGUUCAGUCCAUUCCUCUGCAGCGUUGAUCCCCUCAGGUUCCCAUAGCUGCUUCUCCUUUGAUGUUACUGAACUGAUGAGAGUCCAAACAAACGUGUGUGUGUGUGUGUGUGUGUAUGCGCGUGCAACACACACACAUUAAUAAGGCAGGAGUGCACAAUUGGCAUGUACUUCUCUUCAGCUCUCUCCUAUCUAGGCUCAGCUGUGGAGGUGACCCCAGCCUCCUCACGCCGACAGCCUCUCAUAAGGUGGAUGGCUUACCGUAUAAUAUUUGUAUGACUUUCUCUUUGAUUAGUCUGCUUUUCCAACGGCAUCACGAUAAUCUCUAUAUGAUUUAUAUCAAGGGUUGACUUUUUUUUACAGCCCUGUCAUUCUAGAGUCUCUCUCUCUCUCUCUCUCUCUCUCUCUCUCUCUCUCUCUCUCUCUCUCUCUCUCUCUCUCUCUCUCUCUCUCUCUCUCUCUCUCUCUCUCUCUCUCUCUCUCUCCCCUGUUCACUGCAUCCAAGGUUGUGUUUGUUCAAGCACACAGUCCGUUCGGUUCGAAUUAACAUGACCCAGUGCUCCAGCCAGUCCAGUACAGACCUUCCUCCGGUCUCUGAGGGCUAUGAGGCUGACAUCGGGGUGAUCUGUGUGAACCAUGGCCACUCCAGCCUGCACUCUGGCUCCCAGAGGCCCCUUUCUCCACUACUGCUGGGCCAGGCUAAAGACUCAUUAGGCCCAGUAAUGAGAGAGGCAGGAGACAAGCCGCUCUCUCCUACCCCACCUAGAGGACUUUCCGCUGGGCCGUGACCACAAUCAGCCUCCCCAGCAGGGUAAGCGGCUCUGGAGCUCCGCUCCACGAACCCAGGUUGUUGUGAGAGGCUGAGAGACACUGGCUGUUGGGAAUGUUGCUGAGUUUAGCAGAGGGAGGCCUUGUGGUGCACCGAAGUCAAGAUGAGGAUUAACCUUCCGAUUCUGAGGAGACUGAGGCUGCAUGUGGGUGGGUGCGUUGAAAAGUAAUCUGGGAAUGUUGGAGUAUCUUUAAAUAUAUGUCGCUGCUAACUGCCUACUAGAAAAUAGGGGUAGAUCUUCUGGCCUAGUUUGGGCAAUAGGGGAGUUCCUCUGUAUUCGGAAUUGUACACACCUAUUGGCUGCUGUAUUUAUUUAGGUCAUCUGAUCGGGUGUGUGUGGUAAAAACAUUGUUUUGUCCCUCCAUUUUACACGCUGAUUCAGAAUACAAAAAGUGAAAGGAAUUUUAGAUGAUACUAGGUACUAUGCAUUUUUUCUUAAUCUCUCGCUCUCUCUCACUCUCUGUAAUCUCAAUCUCCCAGAUUGUGACAUCUGAAUGGCAGAUGUGGGAGCUCGGUAGGUGUGUAGAGGUGGAGGAAGGGGAUUGCUGUUAAAUAGGUUGAUUUCUUCCUCUAAGGAUUUACCUUCAGCUUUUUCCUGUGCUUUCCUUUCACUUUCCUGCUGCUCUGUGCAUGUCCAACUGCUGGUGUGUGUGUGUGUGUGUGUGUGUGUGUGUGUGUGUGUGUGUGUGUGUGUGUGUGUGUGUGUGUAAGGAAGUUUGCAGCCCUAUUUUUGGGGGGGAAGUUGCAUCGUUCCUGUUCUCUGCACUUUUUUAAAGUGCCUUUUUGUAUUGAAAAACCCCCUGUCAUCUGUUUCUCUCUCCAGCUCACCUUUACAUCUCUAUUUCUCUCUCCCCAGUUUCCUCUUUCUCUCCACCUUUCUGUAUAAUCAGGUGAUGUGUAUUAUGAGGGCUGUGGGGAUUAUUAUUCUAUUGGGAGUAUGAAAAUGAAAAUGACCAUCUUAUGGACUGGUUUCCUUGGAGGACUAGCAUCGCCAUGGCGACACAGUAGUAAACAGACACAGGUGAAGCUGACUGAACACUCCUGAGUAAUUCCAGUGUAUGACCCAGGUGCAUCAGACACCCAACCCCUAUUGGAGGCAAUCCAUAUGUUUAUAUGUACACUAAUAAUUAGAUAUUAAACUGAUUAUGGCAGUACGCAGAGUAUGGCAUUAGUCAUGUAAACACCUUACUCCGCUUGUCUUAAUCGGAAUAAGUUCCUAAUCAAAGUAAGCAUAUGUCAAUUAAAACGCCUGGUUUUCUGAGGAAUCUUUUUUUUAUUGAUUGAUCUGUGCAUGUGCCAGCACUGAUAGCGCAAGUGAAGUGAGUUCAGAAAAACUGAAUGUAUGCAUCUUAUGAAUAUUUUUCACUUACAAACUGUAUAUGUCCGAAAUAUAAUAUGGUCCCUGUGGUAGAACGGUUUAUUUUCUGUAUUUAUCAAAAGUCACAUUUGGUAGCCUGAUUUCAGAUGUGUCCAGGAUUAUUAGAGAAAAAGUUAUUCUUGCAAAGCAUGUUAACGUUUUAAACAAACUAUUAUAUUAAUUGGACUAUCCACAAUAAUCGUAUUAUUGUGUGCAUGUAACCAAUGUAUCGCUCCACAGUUAGCGGUCAAAGGUUUAUGUGCAAGGUUAAGUAUGGCUGCAGGCUACCCCGUUUGACUCUGUAUGAAGUCUAUACAGCCUCUAUGGCUAAAGGUGUUAUUGGAGUGCUAACUUCAUCCUUUUGUGCCUGGGGCGGGUCUAGCAGUUAAAAUCACAGCCUGAAGUGCGUAUUCCAUACGUGUUAGCAUGGGAUCUAAUCCCCUGUUUAUGUCUACUUCUAUCUUUCCUUCUCUCUUUCCUGUCCGCCUAUCCCAAUAAACAAAAAAUAUGGAAUGGCGAUUAGGAUUCCACUCCCUUAAAAAGGAAUCCACAGUGGCGCGCACACACACAGAGAUAAAGAUUGUGUUUCUCUCUCAGGUCAGGCUGUCUAACUAUUCUGAACAAAAAUAUAAACGCAACAUGUAAAGUGUUGGUUCCAUUUUUCAUGAGCUGAAAUAAAAUAUCCCAGAAAUGUUCCAUACACACAAAAAGCUUAUUUCUCUCAAAUUUUGCACACAGAUUUAUAUACAUCCCUGUUAGUGAGCAUUUCUCCACGCCAGCCCAGGACCUCCACAUCCGGCUUCUUCACCUGCAGGAUCGUCUGAGACCAGCCACCCGGACAGCUGAUGAAACGGAGGAGUAUUUAUGUCUGUAAUAAAGCAAUUUUGUGGGGAAAAACGUAUUCUGAUUGGCUGGACCAGGCUCCCCAGUCAUGUGAAAUCCAUAGAUUAGGGACUAAUACAUUUAUUUAAAUUGACUGAACUGUAACUCAGUAAAAUUGUUGAAAUUGUUGCAAGAUGCGUUUAUAUUUUUGUUCAGUAUAGUUGUUUUAUUGCCCACACAUAGACCACUUCCCUGCCUAUAAUGGAUAAGAGAGGGGUGAUCUCAUGCCAGUCUACCAUUUGAUUAACCUGGAUCCUCCUCCACUCUGGCCCCCUGUCCCCUGAUUAACCUGGAUCCUCCUCCACUCUGGCCCCCUGUCUCCUGAUUAACCUGGAUCCUCCUCCACUCUGCCCCCUGCCCCCUGAUUAACCUGGAUCCUCCUCCACUCUGGCCCCUGUCCCCUGAUUAACCUGGAUCCUCCUCCACUCUGGCCCCCUGCCCCCUGAUUAACCUGGAUCCUCCUCCACUCUGGCCCCUGGCCCCUGAUUAACCUGGAUCCUCCUCCACUCUGGCCCCUGUCCCCUGAUUAACCUGGAUCCUCCUCCACUCUGGCCCCCUGUCCCCUGAUUAACCUGGAUCCUCCUCCACUCUGGCCCCCUGUCCCCUGAUUAACCUGGAUCCUCCUCCACUCUGGCCCCCUGUCCCCUGAUUAACCUGGAUCCUCCUCCACUCUGGCCCCCUGUCCCCUGAUUAACCUGGAUGGAUAUUUUAGCCAGAGGAAAGCUCAGGGCAGUGACCCCUAUUUACUGAAGCCCAAACCGCCCAUUAAGUGGCCUAAGCCAGCUAGCUUCCCUUUCCUCUCACUAGGCUGUAGGAUUACUGGGCGAUCUUCUUACACUGGGACCGGAGAGAACCGUAGUAAUAAAUAGGCAGUAGGCACGCCACACUAAAACAGGUAUGUGUGUGGAACCAUGGCUGGGUGGGCUUGGUUCUCAAGUAUGGUUGCAUCCCAAAUGGCACCUUGUUCCCUAUAUCACAGGUGACAAACUCAUUCCACGGAGGGCCGAGUGUCUGUGGGUCUUUGAUCCUCCCUUGUACUUGAUUGAUGAAUUAAGGUCACUAAUUAGUAAGGAACUCCUCACACCUGGUUUUCUAGGUCUUAAUAAACUAAAACCUGCAGACACUAGGCCCUACAUGGAAUGAGUUUGACACCCCUGCCCUAUAUAAUGCACUACCUUUGGUCAGCUCUGUGUGCCAUUUGGGACGCACACUGUAGUUAGGAUUAGACGGUUUCUGAUUCAUGAUCCACUGUUGACUAGAUGUGGAUCAAUUCAAAAGCAGAGGAAUGAUUUUAAGAAACCAUGUUUCAUUGUCAGUGUGUUUUCUAGUCAACUCUUCAGUGUUCUGUAGCUGGUGCGUGUUCAGUAGGGCACGCUGUCGCAAACAUUUUGCAAUGAAAAACUCAAAAAACCGGGUGGGGGUGGGGGUGGGGGUGGGGGUGGGGGCCACCUGCUGGGGGUGGGGUCCACCUGCUGGGGGUGGGGUCCACCUGCUGGGGGUGGGGGUGGGGUCCACCUGCUGGGGGUGGGGUCCACCUGCUGGGGGUGGGGGCCACCUGCUGGGGGUGGGGGUGGGUAUCAUUGACCCUAGCUGUGGUCCAGGGUGUUAGUGCGCAUUCCUCCAUUAGUGGAGUAGUGGUGGAAUAUGCACUAAUGACCUUGACCAGAGCUACAUUGACCCUUUCAAGCCUCCCUAUUACUGAUUCACAAUGUCAUAGUCCUAUUCUGUACAGUCAAUGUUACAAAAAAUACACAUAUACCGGAUAGGUGCAGUGAAAUGUGUUGUUUUACAGGGUCAGCCAUAGCAGGACAGCGCCGCUGGAGCAAAAUAGGGUUAAGUGCCUUGCUAAAGGACACAUCAAUAGAUUUUUCACCUUGUUGGCUUGGGUAUUCGAACUAGCAACCUUUCGGUUACUGGCCCAAUGCUCUAACCACUAGGCUACCUGCCGCCGUACUAUUGGUACUAUUGUGGUAGAUGGGUUGUGUAGCUGUUAUAUUCAAGGAUUCAUGUCGUGGGAGAUGAGUGGGAGAAUCUUACUUUUUUUUAUCUGAAAGCAUGAUGUAGUUAAGGGAAGCCUGGAAGGCAGUUGGUUUACUUUCUGCCAUCUCUUGUUCAGCAAGACUGUAGCUUGGAUCUCAAAGGAUUGGAAUGGUAUAAGCACUAUGGCAGAAUUACAACUAGCCUAUCAGAAAGCUGGGUGGAGCUACUACCAUGUUGUUUCUACCUAUCCAAUCCUCUCAGAAGUGCCUUGGUGGUACAGGCUGUUUCUGCACAGGGCCUGUGACAAUGGAGCUGACUAAUGCAAAAAAACGGCACGGCACUGACCAGCAGCCAGCAGUUUUUAGCCCUGAUAAAGUGACCGAGUUUGUGGUUUCUCUCAUAUGGGCAGGUGAGGUUUAGCCUGGUCGCAGAUACGUUUGUGCUGACUUGCCAAGUUGGCAAGACUGCACAAACAAGAUCUGGAACCAGCUAGGCGAGGUAGCCUAUUGCCUUGCAGUAUUUCUCUGUUUGCUGGGACUGCUGUUUGUGUCUGUAUCUCUGUAGAGUCGGGGGCAAGGCAGGGCAGGGAUGGAUUUCCUGUCACCAUGAUUAGCCUGUCUGUUAAUGAAGUCUCCUGAAAGAGCUGAGGCUUGUACUGCUUACACACGUGCACACAGACACACACUGCUGUGAUACACUUCUCCGGGAUAGACUCAGCUCAGGGAGUGGGAAGACACCCUCAGACCGCUGCCUCUGAGACAGAUCAAUGCAGCCAGCCUUCGUUGAGAAGAAACUUCAAUAAUGCUGUUCUCUCUCUCUCUCGCUCUCGCUCUCGCUCUCGCUCUCUCUCUCUCUCUCUCUCUCUCUCCUCUCUCUCUCUCUCCUCUCUCUCUCUCCUCUCUCUCUCUCUCUCUCUCUCUCUCUCUCUCUCUCUCUCUCUCUCUCUCUCUCUCUCUCUCUCUCUCUUCUCUCUCUCUCUCUCUCUCUCUCCUUUUCACUCUAUUUCUCCAAUUCAAAAGACGGGCAUGGAAAGGGUAACCCCAUACAUUGCCAAAGCAAACAUAUAGGAACAUAUUAAAUCAAUGUAAUUAAAUGUAAUAAUUCCCUCCUCCUCUCCCAGGGUAUACCCCAUAAAGGAGGUUCCGGUGGAGACCAAGCCCCUGACAGAUUGGCUGUACCAGAGGUUUGUGGAGAAGGAGGAUCUACUGGCUCACUUCUACGAAACAGGUCGGUAUUCACUGCUUUCUUUCUCUCACUCUCUCUCUCUCACUAUCUCUACCUCUCACUCUCUUCUCUCCUAUCUCUUCUCUAUAUUUUCUCUCUCCUCUCCUCUAUUUCCUGCCCAUCUCUCUAUAUAUUUCUGCCCUCUCUCUAUAUAUUUCUGCCCUCUCUCUCUCUCUGGCCUCUCGUCCUUUCUCUCUGUUUCUCCCUCUCUAUUUCUGCCCUCUCUCUCUCUAGCACUAUUCUCUCUUCAUAGAGGAGUGACUGUCCACGUUGAGGUGUGAUCACAAUGUCGCUGACCGUAUUCCUUCCUGUGUCCCCCCCCCCAACAGGAGCCUUCCCUCCACCGAAAGGCCAGAAGGAGGCCGUAUCCCGGGCGAUGACCCUCGACCCCGUGCAGCUCUGCGUCAUCCAAUCCCUGGCCUUCGCCUCGGGCUACCUGUGGUACACCGUCCUCCAGUACUUCUACUGCUGUUUGUUCUGA
Molecule: messenger RNA, 33457 nt
Organism: Coregonus sp. 'balchen'
Lineage: Eukaryota; Metazoa; Chordata; Actinopteri; Salmoniformes; Salmonidae
Source: the annotation of a GenBank genome assembly